This is a messenger RNA of Emericellopsis cladophorae, 4188 nucleotides long. RefSeq lists its product as uncharacterized. The record is from RefSeq and is a predicted model, not a curated record. Gene Ontology annotation, biological process: DNA-templated transcription. Bases 1 to 4188 code for a protein of 1395 amino acids. Gene Ontology annotation, molecular function: DNA binding; zinc ion binding. NCBI's taxonomy places the organism in Eukaryota, Fungi, Ascomycota, Sordariomycetes, Hypocreales, Bionectriaceae. Gene Ontology annotation, cellular component: nucleus. The transcript is spliced from 9 exons.
AUGGCCUCUUCGUCCGAAGGGUCGCAAGACCACCACAGCGUGCGCGCCGCUACCCUUGGUGCCGAGCCAGCCGGACGUACAACCACGACCGCGACCACGACCGUACCUGUCAGUGAUGGCGUCAAGCCUCAGAAGCGUCUGGCUUGCACCGUCUGCCGCAAGCAACAAGUCGAGACAAUGCUCCAGGGAGCCGAACCGAGUGCAUCGCAAGGUCACCGGCCGCACGCUUCGGCGACUCUCCCCACACGAGAUGCGCCCAGUCAGAGCAACAAGCGGACGGCUACAGAGGCAAGCAUAGGUGCCACUUGGGAAGGGAUAGAUGCAAUGGACAGCGAUCAAAACAAUACCUCGGCCGCACCGCCCAUGGAGGACUUUACAUUUGACCCCAACUUGAACCUGAAUCUCAACGGCAUGGGUGGUGAUUUCUCGUGGGAGAUGAUUGGACUGGGACUGGAGGAGCCCUUACCGCCACACGACACCAUCGACCAGUUGCACCAGGUGUACUUUGACACUGUGCAUCCUUCGAUCCCCAUGAUACACAAGUCGCGGUACCUGAUGGCUAUGAAUCUGGCCCCGAACCAAAGACCGCCCGUUUGUUUGCGAUAUGCCAUGUGGACCAUGGCAUGCUCGCAUUCCGAGAAGCUCUAUGACUUCAAGGAUCUCUUCUACCAGCGCGCGCGCAAGUACAUGGAGGCAGACUACAUGAAGGGCUUUGGAGAGCAGGUCAUCAGCGUGGCCCAUUGUCAGGCGCACGUGCUGUUGACGUGCUACGAGAUGAAGAUGAUGUACUUCCCCCGCGCCUGGGUCAGCACGGGCUCUGCGAUACGCCUGUGCCAGAUGAUAGGACUGCAUCGCGUGGAUGGUGCAGGCCUUGAUGUGAAGCAAUGCCUGCCACCUCCCAAGGACUGGAUAGAGAAGGAAGAGCGGAGGCGUACGUUCUGGAUGGCGUACUGCCAAGACCGGUACACGAGCAUCGGUACCGGAUGGCCCAUGGGUGUGGAUGAGCGAGAUGUCAUGGCAAACCUGCCUGCGUCGGAAGAGGCCUUUGAAACCGGCAAGGCGGAGCAGACGUUGACUCUCGGGGAAGCGACGAGCCCGUCGGGGGCGUCGAGACUGUCGUCUUACGGCGCAGUCUGUCUCAUGGCGUCUCUCUUUGGUCGCAACUUGGUGCAUCUGCACCGCACGGACGGGGAUGACCAGGAGGGCGACAUCAACGGUCCUUUCUGGAAGCGGCAUCGCCACCUGGACAACAUCAUACUCAACACGGCGCUGUGCCUACCUUCCCAGCUCAAACUGCCGGCUGGGCUUGGGAACCCCAACGUUGUGUUUGCCAGCAUGGCCAUCCACACGUCGACAAUCUGCCUCCACCAGGCGGCGAUCUUUAAAGCCGAGCAGAACAAGCUGCCAGGAUCUGUCAGUAGCGAAAGCAAGGUACGGUGCAUCACUGCGGCGAAUGAGAUUGCCAGCAUCAUGCGGACAGUAUCACAUGUAGACCUGGACACGAUGAACCUCUGCAUUUCAUUCUGCCUGUACGUUUCCGCUCGCGUCUUCGUGCAGUACCUGAAGAGCAGACCGGACGACAGCCAGACGGCGGACUCUUUGCGAUUCCUGCUGUCGGCCAUGAACGCACUGAAGCAGCGGAACCCCUUGACGGAGAGCUUCCUCGCGCAGCUCGACGUUGACCUGGAGGCUUUGGUGGUGAGGAUACCGAAACUGCGGAAAGACUUCGACAACAUGCACGCAGAUUCACAGAGUCAAGACAAGACGAGAACCAACUGCGAUUGGAUGGGCGGCGCUCGAAGCAGUCCGUCCUAUCGCAACGAGUGUCACUUUAUGAAGACACUUGGUGACAACGGCAACCCGGCCGAAGGGCCCAACAUUGUCGAUCCAGGCCCUGAUAUGAUCGAUUUCCAGGAUUUCGAGGGCGCGGACAAGAUGACCGGCUUCAACGCUGACCCAUGGUUGGCCUCUAUGAACUCUGCGACGCCCCAAUCGGGGCGGACGCAGGACAGGGGAAGUGCGAGCGCAGACAACGUUGGCGGCCUGGGCUCACCGGGUCACUCGAGUGGCGUGACGCCGAAUUCGAGCACGAAUGGCGGCAAGGACAGUGCAUCGGACAGUCGUGGCCCGGCGAGCAACCUGCUGGGUCUGGGACAGACUCCGUUCCAGGCCAGUCCCAUCUCGUCCCAGCGGAAUGUGAUGGGCGCUGGGGGUCUGGAUCCUCACCAAGCCAACUUGUUUGCCACUGUGAACGACUACACAGUUAUGGGUGGCAGCGGCGGCGGAGGAGGAGGAGGAGGAGGAGGAGGCCAGAGCGGAUUUGGUCUUGAGCAGCAGAGUGUUUGGGGCAUGGACUUGCUCGCUAUGCCGCAACCGCAACCGCCACAGUCGCAGGGACCUCGACACGCCGGCGACGAUGUCUUGCAGGCUUUGAUGCACAUGGGGCCGAUGGACGCCAUGGAUCUGGCUUCGGGCGCCGCCCCGUUUGGCGGUGCUGAUAUGACGGAAUCCUCUGUCUACCGUGACCCUCUGGGUCAUCUGGGCCUCGACGAGUACGCGGCUGGGUUGGACGGGGGCGGCUUUGAUCACCACCACCACCAUCACCAUGGGCACAAUCCGCCACAGCAACACCACCAUCACCACCACCACCAUCAUCACCCACAGACGCAACAUCGGCCCAUAGCUCCCAUCUUACCGUCUCAGCAACCACCCGAGUUUGGCAGAACAGCCACGCAAGGACGGCUAUCGCAGAACCACAGCGGCAACGGGAGUGGUCAGUUUGGUAUCCUCAAGCCAACCAACGUCACGCCCGGCACCAAUGUCGCCUUCGCCAACGAGAGCCUCGAGGCGACCACGCAGGAGGCCGACAUGAGCAAGCUCAACGGGCCAGGCCAUGACCCUCGCAUCGUCGUCGACCCCCCCGAUCUGGCCGCCUGGCGUGACAAGCUCUUUAAUGUGGAUGACCUCAUCGUGCUCACCGAUGACCAGUUCGAAACCUAUUUCCCGCACAUUGACAAUGUCUACUCACACCGCUCGACACAGCGAUACAAGCGCAAACCGUUCGUGUCACACUACUGGGACUGCCGAAUGAAGGGACGCCCGCCAGGCACCCCCAAGAGCGACGACCCAAGCAAGAAGAAGCGGAAGCGCAACGCCAGGGAGCGCGACCUGUGCGACGUCAAGAUCAAGAUCACAGAGUACGCCCCCGGCGCUCAGAUCCAACUGGAGGAUGGCCUGGGCACGUUCUCCGCGCAGCCGCCGCCGGCCAUGGACAUGAUCGGGCCCGGGCAGAAGUUCUGGACGGUCCAGCGUGUCAACGGCAACGGCGGCAACGGGAAGGGGGACGGCGUGGCCGGGCCGCAUCGCCACUCGCUGCAGAAGAGCGAUGAGAUCAAGAAGAACAGCGUGCAGCGCUGGCUGGCCAAGCAGGACAAGGAGACCAAGAAGGGACAGGGCAAACUCAUGCCACGAAAGGCUACGGGGCCAGCACUGACAACUGUCAAGAAACACAGCAGGGACAGUGAUCUCAAGCUUUACUCGGCCUGUUUCUGCCCGUUUUCGCAGAGGGUUUGGAUUGCCCUGGAAGCGAAAGGCAUCGCGUAUCAGUACUGCGAGAUUGAUCCGUACCGCAGACCCGUGCCCACGCCAUUCCUGGAGGCGAACCCGCGGGGUCUGACGCCUGCCAUUCGACAGGGUGACUGGGCGUGUGCCGAGAGCGCGGUCAUUCUCGAAUACCUCGAAGAUUUGGACAAGGAGACGCCCCUUUUCCCCACGGAUCCGCGGUUGAAGGCCAACUGCCGCCUAUGGAUUGAUCAUAUCAACGAGCGCAUCGUACCGGCGUUUUAUGGCAUCUUGCAGGCUCGAGACAUGGCCGGCCCGCACCCCGAGCUCGUCGACAAGCUGCAAGCCGCCAUCACCAGGCUCGUGCUCGCGGCGGAUGAGCAAGGUCCGUACUUUCUGGGCGGCAGCCUCAGCCUUGUCGAUGUGCACUUUGCCCCCUUUGCCCUACGGCUGUCACGUGUACUCCAGCCCUCGCGCGGAUGGUCUGAGCCCAUCCCCGGAACCAGGUGGCACCAGUGGCUGGACGCGCUCGAGGGCAACGUCCAUGUCAGGGCCACCACGAGCACCAAAGAGCUGUAUGUGGAGACAACCGAGCUGCUGCUGAUGAAGCCGGCUCUGCCAGGAUGA